GUUACCACGUGGAGAUUGCUUAUGAAUGCCACCAUUGAAGACACGUUGUUGUUUGUUCAACUCAAUCCCUACUCCCUUGCAUUCUCUCCUCUCUUGUCUUGACCACUUCACUUCUCACUAUCACUUCUCUCUCUUUUCAUUCUUCAUAAUCAACAAAUUAAUCAGGUUCAACAAUUAAGGGAUUCAAUUUCAGGCCUAAUAUAUUUGUAUGAGUGAAAAGAGUUGAUCCGGUGGUUUUGGUUUCGAUCUAGAUUUCGAGAAUGAUUCUCUCAGCUCUUUUAACUUCGGUUGGAAUUAAUCUUGGUCUAUGUUUUCUGUUUUUCACUUUAUAUUCUAUAUUGAGAAGACAGCCGGGUAAUAUCACUGUAUACGCACCACGCCUAGUUGCUGAAGGAAAAGUUAAAGAGGGCGGUCAAUUUAACUUGGAACGCCUCUUACCUACUGCUGGUUGGGUGAGAAAGGCAUGGGAGCUUAGCGACGAAGAGUUUUUAUCGAAUGCAGGCUUAGAUGCCUUUGUCUUCAUGCGCAUGUUUGUCUUUAGCUUAAAGAUAUUUACUUUUGGUGGAAUUAUCGGGAUGUGCGUUCUUCUUCCGAUAAAUUAUUUGGGGAGUCAGCUAAGUGAUGAUUCUUCAGAUUUUCAACACAAGUCUUUGGAUUCGUUCAGUAUUUCUAAUGUUAAUAACGGUUCAAACAGGUUAUGGAUACAUUUUUCUGCUGCAUAUGUUUUCACCGGAGUUGUUUGCUAUCUUCUUUAUUAUGAAUAUCUGUACAUUUCCUCAAAACGAAUUGCUUGCUUUUAUUCAUCCGAGCCACAGCCUCAUCACUUUACAUUGUUAGUCCGUGGUAUUCCUAUUCCACCGGGAAGCACAUGUACCGAUGCUGUUGAGCGUUUUUUCUCGGAGUAUCACCCUUCUACGUAUCUGUCACAUUCAGUCGUUCGUCGAAGCAACAGACUUCAAAAUCUUAUUACUGAUGCAGAUAAAUUGUACAAAAAGCUUACUAAUCUUAAACAAAAAAACGAUGCUCCUAAACGGAAGACGCGUGAAGGGUGUUUGGGACUUUUUGGACCUAAAGUUGAUAUUUUAGAUCACUAUGAAAGGAGACUAGGAAAUGUAGAAGAUAAUGUGAGAAUGGAACAGUCCUCAUUGGCAUCAAUGGAAGUUCCUGCGGCGUUCGUCUCAUUUAAAACACGAUUUGGUGCGGCAAUAGCAUUACAUAUUCAAGAAGGUGUCAAUCCAACAGAGUGGAUUACCGAGGAAGCUCCCGAACCACAUGAUGUUCAUUGGCCUUUCUUCACCGUUUCUUUCCUUAAAAGAUGGAUCAGCAAGCUCGUGGUUUUUGUUGCAUAUUCUACUCUUACGAUUUUGUUUUUUAUCCCGGUUGCAAUAGUACAAGGUCUUACUCAUCUUGAUCAGCUGGAAACACUGUUCCCAUUUCUGAAAGGCGUACUAAGACUAUCGGUUGUAAGCCAAGUUAUAACAGGAUACCUUCCAAGUUUGAUUCUUCAGCAGUUUCUAUCCUUUGUUCCACCGACCAUGAUUAUGCUUUCAUCUUGGCAAGGAUAUAUUUCAUGGAGUCAGAUACAAAAAAGUGCAUGUACUAAAGUAUUGUUGUUCACCAUAUGGAACAUUUUCUUUGCGAAUGUACUAUCAGGGACGGCUCUCUAUCGAGUCAACAUCUUUCUUGAGCCGAAGAACAUCCCCCGAGUAUUAGCAGAAGCUGUACCAUCACAGGCAUCAUUCUUCAUAGCAUAUGUUGUGACAUCUGGAUGGACCGGCAUAGCAUCGGAACUCUUUCAAUUAACUACACUCAUUUACAAUUUUUUAAGUCGAACUUUUUGUAGAAACAGUGAUGACGAUUUCGAGCCCCCAUCAAUUCCUUAUCAUAGCGAAAUUCCUAGGAUUCGUCUCUUCGGUCUUCUUGGUGUGACAUACUUCCUUCUGGCUCCACUCAUACUUCCAUUUGUCUUGAUAUACCUUUGUUUGGGAUACAUCAUUUUCCGCAACCAGUUUUUGAAAGUUUAUGUGCCGAAAUUUGAGACUGGAGGAGAGUUUUGGCCUACGGUGCAUAACUCGACAAUAUUUUCAUUGGUGCUAAUGCAUGUAAUAGGCAUUGGAAUUUUUGGUUUGAAGAAACUUCCUCUAGCAUCAGGAUUGAUUCUUCCUCUUCCGAUUCUCACACUUCUAUUCAACGAGUAUUGCCGGAAACGGUUCCUCCCUAUAUUCAAGCAAUUUCCAGCUGAGUGUUUGAUUAAGAAGGACAGAGCGGACGAAAACGAGCGUAAUAUGUCUGAAUUUUACGAGAAGAUGGCAAAUGCAUAUAAUGAUCCAGCUCUAAUGCCAAUCAAAUACUCAGAAAGAUAUGAUAGUCAGAGAUCUCCAUUGCUUAGUUCUCAAGUUUAGUUCCUAGUUUAUGAGUUUGGUUGUAACUAAGCAAGAAAAUGUGCCUUCAGUUUGAUUUUGUGUUUGAUUUAUUUGAUUGUUCUUUGCAAUGUGUUGUUGUAAAUAGUUUGGUCAAGAGUGUUUGCUAUGCUAUUACUAGUGUGAAGCGAAAGAUAAUAACUCGAUUAAGUCUCAAGUAGGUAGUUCAGUUGGCGAGACGAGAGACACCGAAAGAAGUUUAAGCAGAAUGCCUAAGGUUUGAAAUGUGCAAGAUAUAACUGCCUAUUUACUUGACAUUUAUCAAUGGAAAAAACAAUGCAAACUUUUGUAA
This is a messenger RNA of Vicia villosa (hairy vetch), 2712 nucleotides long. RefSeq names its product CSC1-like protein HYP1. The coding region runs from base 261 to 2402 and encodes 713 amino acids. NCBI's taxonomy places the organism in Eukaryota, Viridiplantae, Streptophyta, Magnoliopsida, Fabales, Fabaceae. The transcript has 11 exons. The record is from RefSeq and is a predicted model, not a curated record. Gene Ontology annotation, cellular component: plasma membrane. Gene Ontology annotation, molecular function: calcium-activated cation channel activity.